Messenger RNA from Anastrepha ludens (Mexican fruit fly), 1962 nucleotides. It is a transcript of the gene TfIIFalpha, whose product is annotated as general transcription factor IIF subunit 1. NCBI's taxonomy places the organism in Eukaryota, Metazoa, Arthropoda, Insecta, Diptera, Tephritidae. Gene Ontology annotation, molecular function: TFIIF-class transcription factor complex binding; RNA polymerase II general transcription initiation factor activity; DNA binding. Bases 125 to 1771 code for a protein of 548 amino acids. The transcript is spliced from 5 exons. Gene Ontology annotation, biological process: positive regulation of transcription elongation by RNA polymerase II; transcription initiation at RNA polymerase II promoter. Gene Ontology annotation, cellular component: nucleus; transcription factor TFIIF complex. The record is from RefSeq and is a predicted model, not a curated record.
CUACCUAUUUUGUUUACAGCCACUUUAUUGCAAUUUGCAAUUAUAAUCUGCCUCUUGCCUCAUUAUUUAUUUGAAAAUUGAGAUUAAAGUAUUUUUCAAAUAAAGAAUCAAAGGCUUUGCAUCAAUGGCUUCAACCACAAAGUCUGGUUCCAUUGCCGGCAAUGCCAGCAGUUCAGCACCAUCCACGUCGACACCAGCCCCACCAACUAACGUACAAGAAUUCAAUAUACGCGUACCGAAAAAUUUACGAAAGAAGCAUCAUGUUAUGCGCUUUAAUGCCACAUUAAACGUUGACUUUGCUCAAUGGCGCAGCGUAAAAAUGGAGCGUGAAAAUAAUAUGAAAGAAUUUCGUGGCAUGGAAGAAGAUAUGCCCAAGUUUGGUGCAGGCUCCGAAUAUAAUCGUGAUCUACGGGAGGAAGUGCGUCGCAAAAAAUUCGGCAUAAUUGCCAAAAAGUAUCGACCUGAAGCGCAACCAUGGAUAUUAAAGGUAGGCGGCAAGAAUGGUAAAAAGUUUAAAGGGAUUCGCGAGGGAGGUGUUAGUGAAAAUGCAGCCUUUUAUGUGUUCACACAUGCACCAGAUGGUGCCAUUGAAGCGUAUCCCUUAAAUGAAUGGUACAACUUCCAACCAAUACAGCGUUACAAAUCGCUAUCUGCCGAAGAAGCCGAACAAGAGUUUGGGCGACGAAAGAAGGUGAUGAACUAUUUUUCACUUAUGUUACGUAAGCGUUUAAAAGGCGACGAAGAGGAAGAACAGGAUCCGGAGGAGGUGAAAGUAAAAGGAGCGAGUAAAAAGGCAAAAGAGUUAAAAAUCAGUGAAAUGGAUGAAUGGAUUGAUUCAGAUGAAGAGUCCGACUCGGAUGAAGAUGAAGAGAAGAAGAAAAAAGAAGAGGACAGUGAUGAUGAUGGCGGCAAGAAAAAAGGCAAAAAAGGGCAACAGAAGAAACCUAAGAAAAAGCGAGAUGUGGACUAUGAGGCAUUCGAAGAAUCAGACGAUGGUGAUGAGGAAGGCCGGGAAAUGGACUAUGAUACAGAAUCUAGCGAAGAUGAACCUGAUCCAGAAGCAAAAUUGAGCAAGGAUAUGAAAUCUGUGGCCGAAGAGGACGCUUUACGUAAAUUGUUGACCUCAGAUGAAGAAGACGAAGAGGAGGAAAAGAAAUCCGAUGAAUCGGAUAAGGAAAAGGACAAAAACAAAGAAGAAACAAACUCUAAAGAAAAGAAGAAAACGAAAAAAAUAUCUAAGGACGACAAGAAAGAUUCCUCUAGCGAUUUUAGUUCAGAUAGCAGCGACUCGGAAGAUGAAAAUAGCAGCAGCAAGAAAAAAACAAAAGAUUUGCCAAGUAAUAAAAGUACAGCAAAUAACAAUUCACGUUCAGCCACACCCACAGGCUCAAUAACAAAUAGCGCUACCAAACGCAAGAUUAACAAUAGCAUGCCAAGUGAUCUUACCGCUUCGGAGAAUAGCAACAGCCCAGUUACAACGCCAGCCAAAAGAACAAAGACGGAUGCGACUCCCAUGGUGCCAUCUACAUUCGCCGGAGUGGUAAAUGCUAACAAUAAGGAUGAUUAUGGUAUUACCGAAGAAGCAGUGCGUCGUUACUUGAUGCGCAAGCCCAUGACACCGACAGAACUGCUGACAAAGUUUAAGAAUAAGAAGACUGGCGUUUCGAGUGAUCGUCUGGUAGAAACAAUGACACAAAUACUUAAAAAAAUCAAUCCUGUUAAGCAAACCAUACAAAAUAAAAUGUACUUAAGCAUCAAACCAACAAAGUGAGGCAAAUGUGCAAUCGUGAAGCCCUAUUGACGAAUGGAAUCAAAUGCUUACAACAACUGGGUAUUUCCCAGAAAGUUUUAUGUGUAUAAGCUAGCAUCCGAUUAGUUGUUGAGCUUUUGAAAUUGUUUUAUGAAAUGUUUCGAUACUUUAUAUUAUACAAAACUAAUGAAAAAUAGUUUUUAGCAAAACAA